ACGCUAGAGGGCACAACAGGCCUACACCAAUUCACAAUAUAUACACCGAUUUUGGACUCAACCGCAAAUGUGUAAUCGCACACGAUGUAUCUCAUGUGUACAUCUUCUCGUUCAUGCUACUCAUCUUUGAUAUUCUGAAGUUCUCUUCGUAUUUACAGUGUUCGAUCGGUAGAGUUUGACAGAACAUGGAGUUCAUAUAUGAUUCUGUUUUUGUUGAAUGAUGUUUAAGUCGGUAAACGGAGAAGUAAAUCUGUGAGAAGUGAGUCGAGUCGCGCGGUGAACGGAACGAUAUUAAACGGUGAAGUGAAGGAGGAGAAUCUUUUUGGGUCUGAGGAAGAGUUAUUAAUUUCGAAUGGCUACACAACCUCUCUACUGAAUAGUUUUCAUCUCACUGGGUUUACUUUGUCGUAAGAUAGAUAUUUAACAAUAAUUGUAGCUUUUCCUCUUGUAUUCCGUAACUUUAUAUCGCGUUCUUCUACCGUAUAGAAAGUAUUCGUUAUAUUAAUAAUGAGCGAUGGUAAGAAAGUAGGUGAAAAUUCCAGUACUGAGGUUGUUAACCAAUUUCGAAGCUGUAGGGAUCUUAGUGAUAUCGUACCUCUGUAUACGCAACGCGCGCUUUACUUAAAACCAGUCGCAAAGAUAAAUGUUUCUGUUAAUCUUCCUCAACUAAAAGUAGCAGGAAAGACAAUAUCAACAUGGGAAGUAAUGGAGAAGAUCCGUGCCCUUAUAUUACCGGACCAGUUUGCAUCUCUGAAAGUAGCCAAGAGUACAUUGGAAUUUAUCAGAUUGGAAGGAGAUUUGCAAGACAGAUGCAGACUACAGCGUGUGCUUGCAAGAUUGGAUUCCCAGCGUUUGAACUUGUCUGGAUUCCCCAAUGUGCUAAAAGUCCGUGCAGCAGAAACAAAGGAUGAUUUUCCAACGAGGCAUAGUUGGAAUUCUUAUUUUAGAGAUGCCAAGCAUAUGAAUGAACUAAAACCUGGAGAAAGGCCUGAUACUAUACACAUAACAGGCUUACCUGUUAAAUGGUUCACUGAAGAUGGUGCAACUAUGCCCAGUGAAUCCUUGAUCAAUAAGAUCUUCAAGAAAUGGGGAGUACUUAGAAGAAUAGAUGUACCUGCUGCUGAUCCUUAUAGGUCUAGAAUGCGUCUUGGCACAAAUAUAAAUAAGUUUAGUUAUGAAGAUGGCAUAUUUUUUGAUGCGUAUAUUCAAUAUAUUGAAUAUAUGGAUUUUGUUAGAGCUAUGGAUGCAUUGCGUGGUAUGAAACUUCUUAAAAAAGAAGAAGAAAAAGCAUUUACAGCCUCUAUUAAGAUUACUUUUGAUAAAACAAAACACAUGAGCGAUAGUUCUGUUGCACAUAGAGAAUUUGAAAGAAAACGUCUUAUAGCCCAGGAUACAUUAGCAGCAGAACGACUUCGUAGGAAAGAAGAAGCUGAAGAAAAACGUCGAGAAGAACUAAAGAAGAAAGAAGAAGCUGAUGCAGCAGCUAAAGAAAAUAGACGGAAAAAACGGGAAGAGAAACGAAAACGUAAAGCUAUAACUAUAUUUCGAAAGAAGGAAGAGGAUAAGGUGUCCAUGAAGAUUGCCAGAGAAGGCCAAAAAUUAAUAAAAGCACAAAGGCAACUUGAAAGCAUUCGUUUGUUAGAUGAAUUAUUUGAUAGAAUAAAGAUAAAAGUAGAAAACAAUGAGAUUAAAAUAGAUGAAUUCUCAAACGAUGCAAAAAGGGAAGACAAAAGAAGUAAUAAAGUAGCUGGUACCAUUGAAAUAUUGAGUUCAGAAGAAGAUUCUAAGGAUGAAAAGAAAGAUAAGAAAGUAAAAAAAUCAAAGAAGAGAAAAUCUAAGAAAGAAAAAAAGAAAAAAGUAACAAAUAAACGGAAGAAGGGUGGUAAGGAUUCUGAAAAUUCUGCAAGCCUAAGCGAGGAAUCAGGCGCAGAAGAGCAAACAAAAAAAUUAAAAAGUGUUCUGAAUCAAAAUGUUACAUAUCCAUCAUCGUCAACAGCAUCGUCAACUUUAGAACCUCUUUCUUAUCCCACCCUUUAUCCACGUUUCCCACAACCGUGGUAUUAUGAUGCGCCCCUGCCUGUGAUUUACCCCAGUUUACCGAGAGGUAUAACCAGAGGUGGUCGUUUUCCACGAGGACGGGGUAGGGGAUUUUCAUGGCGUAAUGCUGGAAAUCCUCAUACGUUGCAUACAUUUAAUCCUCAUCUGUAUAACGAACAGUACUACAAAUACUUUGCUCAUUUAGUAGGCCAGGACUAUCAUUCUUUCGACUACAGAAGCUCACGGUCACGUAGUCGUAAAAGAUCGUUCAGCAGAUCUAGAUCGAGAUCUAGAUCAAUAUCGAGAUCGAGGUCUAGAUCGAGGUCAAAGUCACGAUCGAGGUCAAGAUCAAGAUCAAGAUCGAGGUCUUGCUCGAAAUCGAGAUCUAUAUCACGCGGCAAAUUGAGGUCGAAAUCACGUUCACAAUCGAAAUUGAGGUCUGGAUCGAGAUCUCGUAGUAGAAGACAAAGCAGAAGUAGAUCCCGUUCGAAAAGACGACGAGGAAGAUCGAGAUCAAGAUCGAAAUCCGACACUAGAAUGAGAUCGCGACGAUCGAGAUCUAAGAAAAAAUCUCGUUCGAAGAGUCACUCUAAUUCUCGAAACAACAGUAAACAUCCUUAUAGGCGCAGGCGAGAAAGAUCAGUAUCGAAGGUGAAAAUUACAAGAGCUAAAUCUCGUAGUACGUCGCCUAAAAGAAGAUCGCGUAGUAGUACCUGGUCCAUGCCUAAAUCACCUGGCAGAAGAAGCUGUUCUUGGUCAAAAGGGGCAGAAGCUGUGAGCAAUAAAAUGGACACUGUUCAAUCGACAAAUAUAAUGGAGCAAGAAACUGCAAAUAAAGGAGCGCCACAAACCUUUCAUUUGGAAAAUAUAACUUCUGAUUGACAAGAAUCGAAGACCAUUCUUCCACAUUGUGUCUUCAAUGCUCCAGCGUAAGAAAAGCGUAUAGCUAACUCUUUGUACAAAAUCUGUAAGAAAUCCGUGAGUGCGUAAUCCUAAUUGUGUAUAUUCAAGUUUAUAGUAUUUCUUUGACAAAAGAAGAUAUAUAUUUUUAUUCAUGUGCUAGCUCUUCCUAGUUUUAAAGGAUUCCAUAUAUAUAGCAAUAUAUACGAGAGACGAUAUUUAAGUGCAUCACUUAUAUAUGUAUGUGCAAAGUAUUGUUAACGUUCUAAUCCUAUGGAUGUUUGAAUUUUGAAUGUGUAUUGUACAUAUAUCAUGAAUGACAAAGAUUGCUAAAAUAUGCAUUUUUAUCUCAAGAUUGAAAAUAAACCUGUGACAUCGACGUAUUAAAUAUCUGUUGAACCAUCCCAAGUGUAGUAGUACAUUGAUGUCUAUUUUGGUAAAUUGUUUAUUGAUCCAAAUAUAUGUACAUUUUGGAAUACUCUUUAUUGUUACGUAAACCAGACUUCAUCUCUUUAGUUUCUUUUCGGAAAAGAUACAGGAUGCAUCAAAGUAAAAGACAUUGAAAUUCGACUUGCAAAUUUUAUUUGUUUUUCGGCAUGAAAAUGCAUUGGUUCAUAAACAUUGUUAGUCAUUAUACUCCUAUCCUUUCGUAAAGGAUCGAAGAUCGUUUUUUUUUCUUAGCAGCGUUCUUCGGAGAUACACGCUACGAUUAGAGAUUUAUCGACUGGUGCUUCGCUUGAUAUUAAUUAAAUCGCCUAUGAUUAACAAAGAUCAUCGAAAUUCAUCGGUUUUAUUUUCUUUCAUUCUCUAACUUAUUAGUGCCGUGAUUAGCACCGCACGUGCGUAUCCGCUCGACGUAUCGCUUUCUCAAAACACGGUUUUUGUUCAUUUCUUCAUCUUUUUCUCUUUAAAAAUAUGUGCUACAUUUUUUGUUUGUUUGUCUUCUCAUCGCUAUAUUUAAUUAUAUAAUAAUAUGUAUGUAUAUAUAUAAUACAUAUAUAUAUAUACACCUUGCAUCGCCACUCGUAUGUUUCGGAAUAAUAACACCGGUUUGCUCUAUUUUUCCUUUUUAGUUUUACAAUCGAUGCUCGACAAUGAUAUUCAAUCUUAUGAAAGAUUCUUCAUCAUUCGCUCGAAUAUCGUUCACUUUACAAGCGUGUUAUGCCUUGUCUCUUUCCUUUCUUUACUCAUUCAACGUUAUUGGCAUUACUCUUUUUACACUGGUUUCUCAUUUUUUCCGCUUUUUUUUUUCUUGUUUUCUUAAAUCGUCUACCGCUACGGUAUCUUCGGAAUUGAUUAGAUAUUGACUACUUUCAAGAUUCGUUGCGUGGGAAUUGUUUUUUUCUUUUUUAAAUUUAUUCGUUGCACGACGAUAGCGUUCGUUCACUCUCGCAUUAACAAGAUCACAUUGCAAAUUUCCUUCGAUUAGAUAAAAUUAUAAAUUCCUUCUUCCUAUCUUUAUUCUUGCUUACGAUUCCCUUUGUAAAACGAACGCUAUCAUCCGUGUUCAUUGGAUCGGUGAUCAGGGAAACGAGCUUGCUAGAAUUGUACAUGAAGUUAUAAAUAUACAAUACAUUUAGCAAUUAACAGAAGAAUAAUCGAGUCAUAUAAAAAUAAAAACAGUGAACAGUAAUAAAUCGAAUGAGUAUCCAAUUUCGCAGUCCAAUCAUAAAAUUGCAAGGUAAAUCUUUUUUACUUAAAUAUUAUCACAUAAAUACAUUUACCAUUAAUCACUGCAAAAUUGAAUUAAAAUGUUUCGAUUCUAGUGAACAAAAUUCUACAGGAUUGUAAUUAGUCCUCGAAUCACCAAUCCAAUAUUUAUCGAAAUUACAUUGCGUCAUCGUACGCUUCACGCCUAUGGAAUACAGAGGUACCAUAUUUUUUUGUUCAAUCAUGGUUCCAUUCACCACGGUGUUUACAUUCUAUAUGUGAAUCGUCCAUUUUCCAAUGGUAAAGCUUCUAAAGUUUAUUCACGAUCAAUCAUGGUACUAGGUAUAAAGAAUCCUAUGAAACACAAUAGGGCAAUUGAACGUGGAAGAAACAAAGUUCGAAACGAAAGCCUAGAUUUCUGUCCAACGUACAGGUGGUGCGGUUGUUUGUUUAAUUUUUAAUCGAUUCUCAUUCACUCGAUAAACUCGAUAUUAUAAUUAUAUUUGGCUAAAAAUUCACUGGCCCUUUCAAGUAUCGUCGCUAAUUUAUUUUCUCUUCUAAAAAGUUUCUAUCUAGUUUCACUUUUUAUUCUCCUGCCGAUUGUUCGCUUUUUUUCGUUUUUUCUUUUUUACAAUCGAUAGUUCAAGUAACAACGGUAUUUUGUGAACGGUUUUCGAUAGAAAAUUAGCAAGAAAUAUAGAUUUCUCUCAGUUCCUCUAAAUUCAGUGGAUACACUGAACGUUUGGGAAAUGAACGACCCAAAGAUUUACAAUUUGUUCGCAGUUGAGCAAGCAUCAUGUGCUUUUUCAUCGCCAGUAAUCGUUCAGCAAUGUACAAGUGCUAACGUGGCACCCUGUGGGUUACUCGUUCGUAAUCUAGACCUCUUUCGAUGGGCUGUCACACUGAAAGGACACACAGAAGAUGCAGCCUGUACACGAUAGGAGUUCUACUUUGAAAAGCUCCUCCUCAUUCACGAGACCGGAAACCGUAAAAGCGAUGUACGAUAUCUCUUCACGUGCUAUCGAACAUGAAAAGGAUGAUCGAGGAAGAUUGGAUGAACAAAUUCUUAUUUGUGCCAUGAAAAAUUUCGUAUAUAAAUUUGUCUAUUCUUAAGUUGAAUUUUUUUUUUU
This is a messenger RNA of Bombus huntii, 5717 nucleotides long. Its product is annotated as A-kinase anchor protein 17A-like. The transcript has 7 exons. The coding region runs from base 508 to 2919 and encodes 803 amino acids. The record is from RefSeq and is a predicted model, not a curated record. NCBI's taxonomy places the organism in Eukaryota, Metazoa, Arthropoda, Insecta, Hymenoptera, Apidae.